UUGCUGAAGGACCUGUUUUUCAACCUCAGGACCUCCACCAGGACCGACUGGAGCAACAUAAACAUAGAGAAGCGUCACGACUUUAAAUUUUGGGCCGACGUCACUCACAACUUCGGUUUUGACAUUCUCAAGUGCGUGUUCGGCAUCGGGUCCUCCUACUGCGACAGUCACGCUCUCACCACCUACUACGUUCACUCCGUUUUCGGCGACGAGCUGCGUUCGACUUCCAACUACGUCAUGUGUCUCAAGAACGAGGUGGCUUUCCACCUUCUCAACGGCAUGAUCGAGAACAGGGUGCCCGGGUCUCUCAGGCUAAUCAUUCGCGGGAACGGCUACGUCUUUUUUGAGAAUCGCAUCAACGAGCUUCUAAACACCAAUCAGAUAAAUCAGGACGCUCUCUGUCACAACAUGAACGCUCUCGGCACUCUCUUUCCCUAUUUGAUGGAGUACGAAUCGGUUAACUUGUCUCAGCUCUGCUUCCGGUUCGUCACUUCUAAGCUCUGGAAGUACAUGUGGGCUUACAUCGGCGUCAACUUAAAGGGCAAGUCUGGCGACUUCAACGAGAAGCUCUUUCUCGCCUUCCUCGAGCUCGCCACCACGAUUAUUUACGGCUCUCGGGGACCUGGGUUUCUCAGGCGCCUCCACUCAUCCUCUUCUCGCUACCUUUGGAACUCCGUUCUUCCCCUAGUUUCUUGGAGCAUGGAGAAGCGCAUUCUCUGCAAGAUUGUUUCCUUCAUUUCCGACAUUUUGCUGCUCAGUGUUUGCGACGGCUGUCACGAGACAAUUCCCUCAGACGUCUACGACGCUCUCAGGCACAACGUAAACCUUUCUCUUCACAACGGCCGGUCUGAGGGCUUCGGCCCCUUCGAGGGCCUUUCCAGCAGCGAUUUCAAGGUCUACUACUCCAACACUUGCGUCGUAAUGCUCUCUAAGCUCGAGGAGGUUCUUUCAAAGAAGGUCAAGGAGAUCACCAGGAGUAUGCACACCAUCUAUGAGAUUUCCACUCUCGGCUCAUCCAGGCUGACUAUUCCUUACAACUGCAGGAACGUUUUCGAAUCUGAGGCUACCGAGAAGACUUCCGACUUUUCCACUCCUCCUAUAUUUCCCAGGAUUCUUCCCUGCUUCAACUUCAACUGUCCUCGUGUCUAUCACAUCGAUCUUCCUCAGAUCCACCUGGUCAACAACGACACCGUCAACUUUUUCUACUGCAAAAAGUGCGGCAUUCCUAGCUACUGCAGUGAGCGCUGUUUCAAUGAGCAUUGGCAAAUCUCCCAUAAAGAGGUACUUUAUUUAUCUCAUCACAAUUUUCAGAUCUGUCCGUACUUCAUGAACUUUCCCACCUUCGCGAAGUAUAUACCCAAAUCUGACAUGUCGAUCCUUUCAACGCUCGAUCAUUCAGAUUUCAAUUGCGUGCAAUCGGAUUCCAAGAACAAUUGGAAUCCAAUUUUUUAA
Molecule: messenger RNA, 1452 nt
Organism: Theileria orientalis strain Shintoku
Lineage: Eukaryota; Apicomplexa; Aconoidasida; Piroplasmida; Theileriidae
Exons: 4
Source: RefSeq, a predicted model, not a curated record